UCGAUUUUGUGGGAAAUAUUCUUACUGCAAAUGAACUAUUUACAUUUGUGAUACGUGGUUGGUAUCAGUGUUAAUGUUGCCAACUUAGUGCUACACAUGGUAGAAGUAAAUUGACGGGCAUGGAAGAAAGUUGUGAAUUGUAGUGGAAGGAAUCUGUGUUUUUAGUAUAUAGCAAUGGCUCCCACAAUUCAAACUGCCCUAAAUGCUGACAAGCGUCCAACAAGACCUGGUGAAAAACGAUCUGAGCUGGUGUGUAGAGUUAAAUAUUGUAACACACUUCCAGAUAUACCCUUCGACCCAAAGUUUAUAACAUACCCCUUUGAGUCUACAAGAUUCAUCCAGUAUAAUCCUACAUCCCUAGAGCGCAACUAUAAGUAUGAAGUUUUAACAGAACAUGAUCUUGGAGUUACUAUAGAUCUCAUCAACAGGGAAACAUAUGCCAGUGAUUACAGUGCCCAAUUGGACCCAGCAGAUGAGAAACUUUUGGAAGAAGAUGUUCUCACACCUCAGGAUUCAAAAAGGUCACGCCAUCAUGCUCGAAGUGUGUCGUGGUUGCGGAGAACUGAGUAUAUUUCAACAGAGCAGACUCGUUUUCAGCCUCAGACUAUGGACAAGGUUGAAGCUAAAGUGGGUUACAGCAUCAAGAAGAGCUUGAAAGAUGAAACAUUGUAUAUGGAUCGUGACAGCCAGAUUAAAGCUAUUGAGAAGACAUUUGAAGACUCCAAGAAGUCAAUUGACAAGCAUUAUAGUAAACCAAAUGUUGUACCAGUGGAGAUUCUCCCAGUAUAUCCGGACUUCAAGAUAUGGAAGUACCCGUGUGCACAGGUUAUAUUCGAUUCAGAUCCAGCUCCUACAGGUCGACCUGUACCUGCACAGAUUGAAGAGAUGUCCCAGGCAAUGAUCAGGGGUGUGAUGGACGAGAGUGGUGAGCAGUUUGUGGCAUAUUUCCUGCCUACUGAUGAAACCCUUGAGAAGCGUCGCAAAGACAUUGGUAACUCAAUAGAAUAUGAGGAUGAUGAGGAAUAUGAGUACAAGAUGGCUCGAGAAUACAACUGGAAUGUGAAGAGCAAAGCAUCAAAAGGCUAUGAGGAGAACUACUUCUUGGUCAUGCGGCAGGAUGGAGUAUACUAUAAUGAGCUGGAGACUAGGGUACGCCUGAGUAAGCGCAGACAGAAGAUUGGCCAACCACCAAACAACACACGUCUAGUAGUAAAACACAGACCACUCAACGCACAGGAGUUCCGCAUGCAGCGGUAUAGAGAACGUCAGUUGGAACCACCAGGAGAAGAAGAAGAGGAGGAUGAGGAAGAUGAAGAACAACAAACUCAAGACGAUGCUGGUGACCAGGAAACUGUGGUCACCAAUGACCAAGAUGAUGCUAACAAAUCAGAUGAAGAAAGGGAUGAGGAGGCUGAAGCCACUGCUGAGGGGGACAAAGAAGAGGAGGAGGAACAGAGGAGUGGCAGUGACAAGGCAGACAGUGACCAUGAAGAGGAAGCAGAGAAAAGUGAGACUAGUGCAAAGGAGGGGAGUGAUGGAGGUGCAAGUGGUAGUGAUGAUGAGCAAGCCCAGUCAAAGAGUUCGGGAUCCCGCAGCUCAUCCCCUGGCAGUCAGAAGUCUCGAUCGCGGUCCAGAUCCAGAUCCAAGUCUCAGUCACAUUCUCGAUCUCCCUCGGGAAGUCCCAAUAAGAGUGCCAGUGGCAGUGGCAGUGGUAGCAGUAGUGCAAGUGGCAGUGAGAGUGACAGUGGUGAGGGUGAGAAGUGAGUUAGUCAGAGAGAGAAUAAAUGUUUUUAAAAUAAGCACAGUUGAACUGUCUCUAUAAAAUGUUAAUCUUUUUGUAAAAUACCAACAAACAGUCAUAAAAAUGAAUGUCUUUUCUCUAACUUUUUUGCUUCAGAACUUGUAAUAAUGCCGGCUAUACUAGCAGUCAGUUUCCAGAGAACUCGCAUUAUUCUGAAUUCAGGCUUCACAGUCAUGUUUAUGCAGCAGGCUUUUAUCCUAGAAGAGGAGGGCAUUUGUUGACAAUAUGUAGAAACUUUUGCCUACAUUAAAUCUGUAGUGUAGCUUCCCAGUGUUAUGUUGAUUCUUGGUUUUUCUUGUAUGCCACUUUUUUAUUUACAUUGGGAGGAGAUAAUAUGAUCCCCAGUGCAAUGAUAUAAAAGCACAUAAUUGAAUUUGUCGAUGGCCACAAUGGACCGAAACUUGUUCUAGUGAAUGAAAUGUGAACUGCGUGUGUGAAAAAUGACAUACAAGAAAAACCAAGAAUUCACAUUAAACAUAAUUUUUCCCAUGAAAUGUAACAAGAUAUGGCUUUCUCUUUAGAUUGUACCAAUUUAUAUUGUUAAACAAUA
Molecule: messenger RNA, 2351 nt
Organism: Zootermopsis nevadensis
Lineage: Eukaryota; Metazoa; Arthropoda; Insecta; Blattodea; Termopsidae
Gene: atms
Product: RNA polymerase II-associated factor 1-like protein antimeros
Biological process (GO): transcription elongation by RNA polymerase II
Cellular component (GO): Cdc73/Paf1 complex
Molecular function (GO): RNA polymerase II complex binding; chromatin binding
Source: RefSeq, a predicted model, not a curated record